Messenger RNA from Nomia melanderi (Alkali bee), 3904 nucleotides. Lineage: Eukaryota; Metazoa; Arthropoda; Insecta; Hymenoptera; Halictidae. The record is from RefSeq and is a predicted model, not a curated record.
CGCGACGCGUUCGUCGACUACGAACCACGAACUGUGCACGACAUUUCACAAAAGAUGAAUUUUCUCUGAUCGUUUCGAGCGUAUAAUGCAACGGGAAAAUAUAUUCCGCGAACGCGGUGCAAUUAGAAAAGUUCGAGCGGUGAAGUUUAGAUGUACCGACGGUGGAACGAUCAUCGGUGAUUCACCGAACCGUGAACUGCUUAAUACAAGCAGCCACGCGAAAUGUUACUUUCGUAUUUCGCGGGGAAAUCGUGUCUGACCAAGCAACGAUUGCGGGAACUGCAGGAAAAGUGUUGCAAGGCUACGAAUGCACUUGACUGGAACGUAUACAGCGAAAAGAAAUUGUACAAAUAUCCUGCAAACGAUGAUACGUCGUUACUGGACACCGUGCUGGACAAUUGAAAAAUGAACAUAACGAAAGGGAAAUGUUUCUCGCCUCGAACAAAUAGGAAUAGUAAGAAAUAAUCGAGGCUGUGACGACGAUGGAAUGUUUCCAAAAAAUGUUACAAAGUUGAAAUGCUGGAUGAAAUUUCCAGGAGCAAUUAUAUCGAAAAUUCUCGCGAUUCGUUCUCUUCGACUACAACACGACAAAGGAAAAAGGAAAAAGGAACGAUUAUGCUGUCGCUGCCACGGUGUAUUCGGUGAUCGAAACUCCUCCUGAUUCGCAAACAAGUGACAACCCGCGAGAAGACGGUCGCGCGAUCGAGCAAAUAUCAAACAGAUAAAUUGCAACAUUGUCAUCUUGAUCGAUGCACUCUCUCUCGUUACCGUGGUAUUCUCUUCGUUACUCGUAAGGAAAUAGUCUUCGCUAAAACUAUGGAGAGAGAAGAGGCCGUAGUACCGGAUGCGCCUUGGUAUGCGACAGUUUUCGAAUACUGGAGAAACAGGAAUCGAGUGGGUCCCGGGAAAGUAGAGCUUCCCGAUUGCGACUUUUUCAUCGUCGGUCCGCGUCGAACCCUGAGAAUUCUGAAACCGUCCCUGAAGAGCGGCUGGUAUUACGAGAGUACCAGCAACGACAAACCGGAAUCUAUCGCCGACAAUUUCUUCGCCCGUUGGUCCAGAAGACCCCAUUCGUCUGGGAAUUGCAGGUGUUCCUUUCGGCAGUCUCGCCGCUUGAGCACCACCGAGGAACAGAUUAUAUCCGCAGAGUUGAACAGAAUUCGAACGAGUCUUUGCGAAGCCGAGAAGAACGAGCGAGCGAUUCAAGAGUUGGAACAAAGGGUGUCGAUGAAUUUGCAGAGACUUCAAGUCACCGAAAGUCAACCAACGAAACCGGAAUCGGAGGACGCGGCGCUUGCGAUCACCAAUCAAAUGGUUGCGAAAGAUCCUCGAGUGGACGAGAAAACGAUGAAAAAUCAAAUCGUGAAGGACCUAGAAAGGUACAUCAACAUACUUCUCGAGGAGAUUCUCGACGACACUGUGAAAUACAUUGCCGGUGCCGAAAAUACUCUGAAAAGGAACAAGAGCUCGCCUCGCCGAUCGGACAAGGAUAAACGGAAUUGCAGCAAAAAGAAACCAUCCAACGAUCGUUGCUUCGAUAACGAACAGUCAUUCAACGACAUAAACUUGUCCCUUGAUCCGGAUCGGAUUGCGAAACAACCGAACGAACCGAACCAGUGCAGAAAUGAGAUAUCGAGUAACGAGGAGGGAUACGUUAAUCGCGGCUUCAUUGGCUCCUCGACAGAUCCGGACGCGCUCGACUUUUACUUGCGACGUUCGGCCGCAACGCAAGUCACCCUAGAACAGUUCGACUGUAUCGAUUCGGGGAUAAACAGCGUUGAGACGAUAGAGUUCCAGCCGGAUCAAGAGCCCAGCCUCGAGCAAUCCUUGCUGAAGAUCAUCGACGAGAGACUCGGCAGAAUAUCCUUGCCUUUGAGGAACAGUUGGGAGGACUUGUGUGGCACAGGUGGCCAGGACAACGAUCCCCAGGGCCAGCCGACAAAGAGAGCGGACGGAAAGGUGAUUCCGAGAACCGGUGAGCAUCUGGGCAAUGAUGGAGGCAGCAGCGCCGAGAGAUCGGAGGUCACCGAGAAGAAUGAUGCGGAAAGCAACAAGCCGCAGAAUCCGAGCGUUCAAGCCGCCGGAGGAAUCGAUAUCUCGACGGAUAAUCUCGCGGCUAGGGAACCGGCAAUGCUCGAUCUCAAGGAGCCAGAGGAUAUUGUUAACGAGCACAGUUUCGAGAAUUUGCGACUGGAAUUGAACGGCAGCGGGAACGGAUCCUCCUUCAAGUUCAACAAAGCUAACGCCAUGUCGAAGCUGCGGAAGAAGCUGUGCGCGAACCCGGCUGCGUCCGACGAGUCUUUCGAACAGAUUCGCUCGACCGAGAUGAUGGCGCCGUCGUUGCAGCUCAAGAAGGAACCGCCGCCGGCCCCUAUUGAGCUCGAAGAUUACAGGAAAAUGUGGCCGAACAUCGAAGAGACGUCUGCGACCGCUUACGAACAGAAUCCUCGCGAUUUCGUUACUUUCAGGAAGACCCGAAAGCCGAUGAUCGUAUUCAUCCACGGGUUUGGAUCGUCCGCAGAUAUCUUUGAGCAUCAGCUUCGGUAUUUCUCUGCUUUGGGCUAUCCUUGCAUCGCACCGGACAUGCUGGGGCACGGCAUGAGCUCGGCACCUGGUCGCUCCAGGGAUUAUCACUUUAACAAACUGCUCAAGGAUCUCGACACCAUCCUCUGCCAUUACGCGUUCAAACCCGGACAGAAGUGUGUUCUGGUAGCGCACAAUUACGGAUGCAGUUUCGCGGCUGCCUUGGCCUGUAAAUACGACAGUUGCAUACACCAGCUAGUCUUAAUAUCCGGAGGUGGUCCAACUCCUUUAGCAGCACCCAGCAGCGAAAGCGCCGGUCACUGUUGCCUCCGAGCAAUCCUCGCGCCUUUUUUAAUGUGUGGCCUUCACAGAGAUAUACUAUAUUCCGCAAAGGGCCGUCAACACCCUUACUGCGGCCCCGAACCACCGGAACAAUGGCCCUCGCACAUGAAAUACGUUCUAGACGGCAUGGUUUGGCCAGAUGGUGACUACAUUUUCCAUAGAAGGAUAUGCACACCGACGCUUCUUAUACAUGGUUUAAGGGACAACAAAGUGUCAUUGGUGCAAGAAUGCCAAAUGGAAAGAACCAUGCUUAAAGCUUUCUUGGAAGCAAUUCCAGCAGCUGACCAUACACCCAUGACUGACUGUCCAGAACAAGUGAAUCACAUGAUACAUUGUUUUAUAGAUUUGUGGAAAAAUAAAAAGUGGUAGCGGUAAUAUAGUUAGGUCUAUAUGAUAUACAGAAUAGACACUUUGUAAAAUAUAUUAUUGCAUAAUAAGAUUAUAUUUGAAUCAAGUUCAUUAUACGGGUAUUCGAUUCAUUUGUAUAUGUUGAAAGAAAAAAUUAGAUGCCUUGUGCGUAAUUCGAUGUGGCGAAUUUAUGCAUCGAAACAAAGAUUAUAACCUAUUGUAUACAACCUAGUUUUAUACUAGUGAACAUUCAUUUUUAUAGAUACUAUUUUAUACGAUUGUAGCGGCAAAACAAAUCCAAAAAAACAAGUUUUUUACCAACACUUUGAAAACGUUUUGCGAUAAUGUGCAGCUACGGCUGGUUACUGAUAUUAUUCUCAUUAAAGUUGAUUCAUUCUAUGACACAACUGUGCCAAAAUCUGUGCACACGGUUGUUGCAGUGGUUCUUCAAAUUGAAGCGGUUCUAACGAAGGUUGUAAAGGUCGAUUUGUAAAUGAAAUUGUAAAAUAUUAUGUAGAGGCUAUGCGGUAGCGUAUAAGUUAUACCAAAGAUGAUUUAUACAAUGUGAUUUUCUCUAUUCUACCAGAGUAUAACUUAUUCGUUUACAAUAAAAUUGUGUACAGAUACAUUUGAUUUAUCGACAAUUGUAUUUAUAAGUCUUAUUCCACGUAUUCCUGUCAGCCAUCUAUUC